Schizosaccharomyces octosporus yFS286 is the source of this 1679-nucleotide messenger RNA. RefSeq names its product rho-type GTPase activating protein Rga5. The coding region runs from base 320 to 1336 and encodes 338 amino acids. The record is from RefSeq and is a predicted model, not a curated record. Gene Ontology annotation, cellular component: cell cortex. The transcript has a single exon. Gene Ontology annotation, molecular function: GTPase activator activity. Gene Ontology annotation, biological process: signal transduction; activation of GTPase activity; regulation of fungal-type cell wall organization. Lineage: Eukaryota; Fungi; Ascomycota; Schizosaccharomycetes; Schizosaccharomycetales; Schizosaccharomycetaceae.
AGGCAUUGCACCCUGGUAAUAACUGCUCGCCUGCCCUCUCAUUACAUACAGCGGAAUUUCAAAAAAAAAACAAUAAAAUUGGUCAAAAUUCUGAUUAUUUAUUUCUAAAAAGGGUUUUUACUAAUAAAAAAACAAAAAAAGAACUCAUUGCUUUUAGAAAACUGACUGGCCAUCAUUUACAAGUAGUGAUUGAAAGACCUUUCAAUUCAAGUACUUUGUUGGGAAGCAUCUCAUCCAAAGAGAGAAAAAGAAAGGGAGAAUAUUCAUUUCUUUGAUAUUUAGUGAAUGAUUGAGGCAUCGGUCAAGAAUACAAAACGAUAUGGGAAAAAAUCCAUUAAGAACUUGGUGGAAGCAAUUGAGAAUUCAUAAAGCAAGCGAGAACAAACUCUUUGGAUUGAGUCUAUCAGAAGCUUUAGAAGUAUCAAAAGUAGCGAUUUUUCUUACUCGGAAAGAUGGCGAAAGGGUGUUUUAUGGGUAUAUACCAGCAGUAGUUGCAAAGUGCGGGUUCUUUCUAAAAGAAAAAGCUACAUUAUCAAAAGGAAUAUUUCGGGUAAACGGCUCUUCGAAACGGAUUCAAUUGCUCCAGAAAGCGUUUAGCAGCGGUCCGGAUUACGGACGCAGUUUAAUCUGGGAUGGGUAUACCGUUCAUGAUGCCGCCAACGUAUUUCGAAGAUUUAUCAACUUGAUGCCUGACCACGUGAUUCCUCUAGAGUACUAUGAGCUUUUCCGUGAACCGAUGACCAUUUCCAACUUGACAGACAUGGAACGUGUUGAGCUGUACCGCCAACGUAUAGACAAUCUCCCUAUUCCGAAUCGACAGCUUCUUCUCUACCUUUUAGAUUUACUCGCUGUUUUUGCUUCUAAUUCACACAUAAACCUAAUGCCCGCAGAAAAUUUGGCCGCUAUUUUUCAACCCGGUAUCUUAUCCCAUCCUAACCAUGAAGUAUAUUCCAAAGACUACGAAAUUUCACAAAACGCUCUGUUAUUUUUAAUCAAUCAUCAAGGAAGCUUCAUUAAAACUAUUCCUCUUUCCUCGUUACCUCCCUUAGUUCCCAGCCCUACAUCACCUGAUGCUUCUUCUUCUACCUUAGUCGCACAAUCCGAUCAUAAUUCCAGAGUUCAAGUUUAUAGUUCGAAAAGCGGGACCAUCAAGCGAUGGCGCUCAUUCAACCGUCAAUCCCGUAAAAACUUUUCAACUGCGGAUAUACUCGAUCAUGGUACCGACGAUCAGAAAUUAUCUGGUUCUCCUAGAAAAAAUAGUCCUAGAUCAAGCUCAUUAACUCGAAGUGGUUCUAUGAAACUUUUCCAUACGUUGGACCGUCGGAGGGACGGCUAAACGAUUAAUAUGGAUGAGUGCUUUUUUAUGACAACCUUUAAGUGAGAAGUUUAUUCUCAAUACUGUAUAUAGCUCCGUAUAGAUUCUACCUGACAUUCUUUUAGUUAAGUCUUCAUGUGUGUGCGUGUUUUUUUGUUUUUGAUUUUCUUUUUAUCUAAUAACCAUCAGGUAAAAAAUUCACGCUAGAUUACCAUUGCAAAAUAAUCGUUCAGUUAAUUCCUUUUGGAAUUUUUUACUUGCUUAAUUUUUAUACUUUUUUUUUGAAUAAUUAUUUUUGAAAAUCUGUUUCUUGUUCUUUCUCAAUCGUCUUGCAGGUAUUAAUCAAUCGCUAUCAUGUUCAGCA